AUGGAACGCUCAAACGCUUCAACUUUCAAUGAAAAGUUAGAAUUCAUGGAGUCUGAAAUUCUCAGUCAGUAUUCUGGACAAGACAACAUUGCUGAUGUGAAGCAGAAAUUAUCAAUUAUACGACACCAAUUUAAACAGAAAUGGUCAACUGCACGCAAUACUAAAGCCAGAUUCCUGGAAAACAACAGCAAGUGGCUGAAGGGAACCAUAUCGCUACCAAAAGCAGGUUUAAGUCCAGGCAGACCUCAAAAGGUGUUCGCAGAUUUAUCAGAAAGGAGUAAAAGGCGUAAAACAGAAGACCUUCGAUCUUCUGAUUUUGAUGAGUUGGCGUACGCAACACAAAUGAAAUUGCGAAAGACCGGCGAAGUCGAAGCGUCAAAAAUUGUAAAAACGCUUACAAAGAGUCCCCAAAAAGCUAAAAAGUACGCAUUGGCGAUGAAAAAAAAACAGCUGAAGAAGAAAAAGAAAUUGCUACGAAAUUGA
Diatraea saccharalis (sugarcane borer) is the source of this 483-nucleotide messenger RNA. NCBI's taxonomy places the organism in Eukaryota, Metazoa, Arthropoda, Insecta, Lepidoptera, Crambidae. The record is from the annotation of a GenBank genome assembly.